Messenger RNA from Symbiodinium sp. CCMP2592, 2343 nucleotides. NCBI's taxonomy places the organism in Eukaryota, Dinophyceae, Suessiales, Symbiodiniaceae. The record is from the annotation of a GenBank genome assembly.
AUGGUCGGCAGGAGCGGGCCGAGGAUCGCGCGCAUCAUGACGGAGCCGGAGCAGGAGUAUGCAGAUCACGAUCCCCCUACCAGGGGAACCGGACCCGCCGCGUCAGUGCAUGAGUCAGCCGCACCGGAGCGCGAUGGGACGUUAUACGAUGAGAGUGGAACGGCGCUGUUUGACAGGUUCAGUCCGUCGCCGUUGCCUGGACAAAGCCCAGUGGUUGGACACGCUGGUGGAUCUUCGAGGUCCACGUGGUUUGGUCGCCUAGGCGACUACAUACAGAGACGAGUCGAAGUGACGGCUUGGUCUUCACCCCCCAAUGCGGGAGGCAACCCCGGCACGGCUUGGCCACGACCGGAAGGAGCAGCGGCGCUAGUGGCGCAGCCAGCGCGGCAUGCGGACUCAGCCUCAAGUGGAUCAGCUGGGUUUUCAGCAGAAAUGGUGCAAGCAGAAGUGGCGAGACAGCUGGAGAAUGCAGUGGGUGACAUCAUGGAUCGCCUUCAGGCAGAGCGACAGAGGACGAUGGAGGCCACGAGCGAGGCUCAGCGGCUACGCCAGCAACUGGAGUGGCAUGAAGCCCAGAUGGAGCAGCGGCGUGUGGUUCUGGAGUUCAACCGGGAGUUUCCACAGAUCAACCUCUACCUGGUUCGGGAGUUCAACCCGGAGUUUCCGCAGAUCAACCUCUACCUGGCGUUCUUCCAUGGUCCGAUCACGCAGGACCUUUCGCACACGAGCGCGGCACGGUGGACCACGAUCAUGAAGGACGUCUCCACUUGGUACCACCAGUACAGCUCCGCUGCGCCUCUAGCUCGCCUACAACUUCGACCUCAGGCGUCACCGGAGCUGACGAGGCCAGAAUGGGCAAGGGUUGAGAGACGGGCUACGGCGAUGAUGCUGAGCGCUGUGCCUCGGGGUGUCAGAGAUGAAGUGAUAGCGCAUGGCCAAGUGACAUCCUUGGUGUUACUUUGCAAGCUUUACGCCAUGUACCAGCCGGGGAACUUACAGGAGAAAGCCUUGGUCCUGAAGAUGUUGGAGCAGAGAAGGGCCAUGUCGAUUGGCAUAGCGGAGCCGGAUGCCUCGGUCCUCUUGAAAGGGCUUGAUCGUAUUACAGGGCCCAUCGUAAGGGCCAAUCAUGAGCUGUCCUUCCGGGUGAGCUUGAUCCGGAGCACGCUGCAGGUGGAUGUGAGCCCCAGCUCGGGGAGCGUCACGACGUUCUUGCAGCAUCUUCAAGCGGAGAUGGAGCAGCAGGCCCGCCUGGGGGCAGCCAGGCCCAAUGAGGCCUCUACUUCGAUGAGGGCUUUGACGGCGGGUGUGGACUCAGGGACGCCUUUGACCCCGUCUACUGCGGCCCCAGGAGGAGGAGCUUUCUCACCAAAGGGCUCUUCGAAGGGUUCCACCGUUGGGGCCAGCGACACCGGUGCCACGACCAGUGCGGCCGCAACUUCUGAAUCGCCCACCCGACGAGUGAAUUUUGAGCCGGGCGAUGUCCAGGUGAAAGUCAUGAAGGUGAUCGAGGAGGUGCGGCACAUGAAGAUGUUCCAACCUUUGGUUGCGGCCCUGGACUGCUGGAAGGACAAUGGUUUCUUUGGUUUGGCAAAGCCCCGCGGUGCGCUGCUUGACUCGGGCUCCACUCAUGUACUACGCCAACCUAAGGACCAGCUGGAAUGGGAUCGUGCCAAACAGGUGAAUGUCCAGUUGGCAGGAGACGCUGUGGCGGCUAUGAAGCAGACCGUGAGUGGGAGUCUGUUGAGUGCUGAGGAGUUGGCUCAGGUGAUUGUGCCCCUGGGCAAGGUGAUCUCCACCCUCGGUUACAAGCUCGAUUGGACAGCGGACCACUGCAUCCUGCAUGGCGAGGACAAUGAGCAGCUGGUCUUGGAUGUGACAAACGGCUGCCCUGAGGUUAGCCAUGCUGUAGCCCAGCAGUUGAUUCAGCGUUUGGAAAGGCACCAGCUCCCGGAACUGGAGAGUAACACUCAGUUAUCGGUGAAGGCCCUUAGGAAGUUGAUGAAGACGGGGAAUGUUCUUGAAGCCCGAGCUGCUGUGGAAAAGGAUAUGUCUGAUCAGACAAAGGCCAGAGCGAGGCUGCUCUACGGUGUGCUUAAUGGAUUGCUCUAUGAUCGAGGCCGCCGCCUCCUCAGAUCCGUUGUCGGUCAAAACGGAUAUGAGUCCUGGAGAUUGCUUUCCCGAGACCUUAUGCCUCAGUCUCGUAACAGAGUUCUUGCUUUGCUGCGUACAAUUUCAGCAUGGCCCGCAUUCGAUGCCAAGCAGGGCCUAUCUCAGCAGCUGGUUCGACUGGAGACUGCUUUCGAGGAGUAUGAACGAUUGGUUCCUGGAGGCAUACAAAUGUAG